AUGGCUCUAGCCCUAGCAGCCACCACAACAGCCGGAGCAGCAGCAACAGCCGCCUACCUAGACGCCCGCCUCCACCUCCGCAAAGACCUCGCCGACUACCGCGAAAGCCGCCACCUCGCCCGUCUAGGCGCACGUCUCGCUCGCGAGAACAAACGCUCCCUCUGGUACCAAUUCGAAGAACAAGCCCACAAACUCCCCAACGAGCAAGCGAUAUGGUAUCGUCCUUCCCCUGCCGAUACAGCGGUGCAGUUUUCUUACAAGCAGGUGUAUGAGAAUGUGUGUCGUUGGGCCGGGUUCUUGCAAGAGGUUGGAGUCAGGCCGGGGGAGCUGAUGAGUUGUUAUUUGGUUAAUUCGCCCGAGUUUAUGUUUAAUUUGUUGGGGUGUUGGGGCGUAGGGAGUGCGCCGGCGAUGAUCAACUAUAAUUUGGCUGGGGAUGGACUUGUGCACUGUUUGCAAGUUGCUGGGGGGAAGGUUUUGGUUGUGGAUGCUGAUGCUGGGUGUGUGGAGCGGAUUGAGGCCGUACGUAGCCGGAUCGAGAAGGAAUUGGGGAUGAGGAUUAUUAUUCUGGAUGAGGCGAUCAAGGCCGCGAUAUAUGCGCGCGACCCGGUCCGACCGCCUAAUUCCUUCCGCGAUGGAGUGACAGGCACCUUUCCCAUCUUCCUCUUCUACACCUCCGGCACAACGGGCCACCCCAAGGCCUGCCCCUUCGAAACGCAACGUUCCUACGGUCUCGGCUUCCCACGCCAUCGCACUACUGGCCUCAAACCCGGUCAAACUGCCUCUUUACUCCGAAGGGGGAGGAAAGCAGAUGUCUGGUACGACUGUAUGCCCCUCUACCAUGGUACCGGCUGCACCGUAGCGAUCGGCUGUCUGAUCUCCGGCCUUACACUCGCGAUCGGGAGAAAGUUUAGUGUCAGGAAUUUCUGGCCGGAUGUCCAUGAUUCCCACGCCAACGCUUUCGUGUAUGUGGGCGAGACGGCCAGGUAUCUGCUUGCUGCUCCGCCUUCCCGCUUAGAUCGCGGACACAAGUUAAAGGCUAUGUAUGGGAAUGGGAUGAGGCCUGACGUUUGGCUGAAGUUCCAGGAGAGGUUUGGGAUCGAGACGGUGAAUGAGUUUUUCAAUAGUACGGAGGGGAUGUUGAGUCUGCUGAAUGUGUGUCGGGGCCCUUUUCACGCAGCGCAUGUGGGGCAUCAUGGGUGGUUGAAAAGGAGGGAGUUGUGGGGAAAGAUUGUGCCGGUGGAGAUUGAUCAUGAGACGGGGGGGAUGUGGCGGGAUGGAUUGACGGGUUUUGCUAAGAGGACGAGUUAUGAACUUGGGGGGGAGAUUAUCAUCAAGUGUGCGAGUGAGAGGGAGUUUGUCGGCUAUUACAAUAACCCUACUGCUACGGCUGGCCGCUUCGAGCGCGAUGUUUUUGUCAAGGGGGAUUUGUACUACCGGACUGGUGAUGCCUUGCGCAGAGAUGGGGAUGGGAGGUGGUUCUUUCUUGAUCGGCUGGGCGAUACCUUUCGCUGGAAAUCGGAGAAUGUGAGCACCGCACAAGUUGCCGAACAUCUGGGUAGAUUUCCGGGAGUGGUAGAGACGAACGUCUACGGCGUGGAAGUCCCCUCCCAUGAUGGCCGAGCGGGCUGCGCCGCGAUAUACAUCCGGCCCGAAGACCGCGCGAGCUUCAAUUGGAAGGGUCUGCUGGACCAUGCGCGCUUGGGGUUGCCGAAGUAUGCGGUGCCCGUGUUUCUAAGGGUGUUGGAGAGGCAGAGUCCCAUGCAUAACAAUAAGCAGAAUAAGGUGCCGUUGAGGAAGGAAGGGGUGGAUGUGAGGAAGAUCCGGGAAGGGGAGGCGGGGAGGGGGGAUGUGAUAUUUUGGGUUAGGGGCGGUGGGGAGAGGUAUGAGGAGUUUGGGGAGGGGGAUUAUGCUAUGUUGGUUGAGGGGAAGGCGAGGCUGUAG
Molecule: messenger RNA, 1941 nt
Organism: Recurvomyces mirabilis
Lineage: Eukaryota; Fungi; Ascomycota; Dothideomycetes; Mycosphaerellales; Teratosphaeriaceae
Exons: 2
Coding region: 1-1941 (646 amino acids)
Biological process (GO): long-chain fatty acid import into cell; very long-chain fatty acid metabolic process
Cellular component (GO): cytoplasmic side of plasma membrane; peroxisome; lipid droplet
Molecular function (GO): long-chain fatty acid-CoA ligase activity; very long-chain fatty acid-CoA ligase activity; long-chain fatty acid transmembrane transporter activity
Source: RefSeq, a predicted model, not a curated record